Molecule: messenger RNA, 8051 nt
Organism: Strongylocentrotus purpuratus (purple sea urchin)
Lineage: Eukaryota; Metazoa; Echinodermata; Echinoidea; Camarodonta; Strongylocentrotidae
Product: glutenin, high molecular weight subunit DX5
Exons: 15
Coding region: 344-3493 (1049 amino acids)
Molecular function (GO): protein binding
Source: RefSeq, a predicted model, not a curated record
UGAGUUUACUUUUCUUUACAAGAGGGUGACGAUUAGACAAGGAUAUGAUACAUAGCCACAGGCUUGAGGCAAAUGAGAGUAUAGGGCUUAAACUGGUGUUAAUGGCAUUAGCUAGUCUUGAGUUGAGGGUGAUUGGAUCAAGGACAGCGUUGGUAGUGCUGCAGUCAUACAGAGUGGGACAGUUACUAAUUGGAGAGAGCGCAUUUGCAGGAUAGCGAGACUUCAGGAAUAUUGUUUGGUCUGUACCAGUUGAUAGUUGCACUCAUGCAAAAGUCCAUCUGGAAUAACAUUUUUGAGGAGAUAGUGUUGGUUUUGUUCUGAGGUGAAUCCUUUGUUGUUGAGUAUGGGAAAAGCCAGGAGAGGUGUUAGUCCUGGGCUGGAGGAGGAGAAAGCUGUUUUUCUUCACAAUAGAAUGGAAGUAACCCUGUUGUCGGAUCAGUUGACCAAGCAACUGACUGAUCUAGUAGAUAACUUCACACUCCUUGACAUACUAAGUAAGGAAGAACAGGAAGACGUACUCAACAAUAAAAUUGAUGACAUCAAAAAGAAAAAUGAAGAACGAGCUCGACGUCACCAGGAAAUAGAGGCAGAUAAGAAGCUAGCAAGUAGUACUGGGUCUAGUGUUACCAGUCCACCUUCAAGUACUUGUUCCUCAUCAAGUGGAUCAUCAUCAUCAUAUCAAUCACCUAGUCAAACUAACACCACCAGCAGGAGUGCAAACUCAUCUCCAUCACCAGCUACUCAGCAGCAGCAACAACAACAAAGACUGCAAGCAAGAUCACAACAAACUGCUUCUCCACUCUCCCAUCAACUUGCAGGACAGGUCUUGCCGUCGUCUGGUACCAAGCAGCAGGGUAGGAGGGGUGAUACAUCAUCACCUUUGACCUUGAAUAAUCAGUCUACAUUACCUACAGAGGGGGUAGUAGGAGCCAGACAGCAGCGUCUUGUAGAGCAGAGGAGUAACACAUCCUCACCUUUCUCAGAAGCAUCAGUCGGCAGCGUAGGAGAGAAAAAUCUAGAAAAGAUGGCUGAACCAAAGCGGACCUUGUCUAGCCCAUCUGAAGAUCAGCCUCGAUAUGAAUUCAUCAACAUAGAGCUUCUGAAUGCAGGGCGAGGCCUAGGCUUUGGUCUAGUAGGUUCACAUGGAAUAGGUGUGGUUGUGAAGACCAUUGUAGCUGGAGGAGCUGCUGAACAGGAUGGUCGACUUGACAGUGGGGACGUUGUGGCUCAGAUCAAUGACAUCAAUCUAGAAGGGAAGACAAGAGAUGAGGUGUACAACAUUCUUAAAGGCACAGUAGGGAUGGUACGACUUAAAGUCAAACGGAAGGUGGCACAGUCUGGUAGAGCUCAGAUGAAGAAAGAUGCACAGCAAGCUAGGAAGGAUAAAAGGCCUACUUUGAUUGUGACCUUUCCAAACGACUGCUCUCCGGUUAUAGAAAGCCCUCGACACAAGAUACACAGCCCACCGCAUCCUGAGGGAUCUGGAGGUCCAAUGGGAGAGCAAGGUCAAGGUCAAGGUCAAGGAGGGCGUGGUAGAGGAAGAGGUCGAGGGAGAGGAGGUAGAGGAAGAGGUGGAGGAGGCAAUGAUGGAAGGAGUGUCAAAAUGGGAUGGGAAGAAAACAAAGGACAGCAGGAUUAUACUUCAAAGAGGAAAGAAAACUAUGACAGAGUAGAAGCUGAGAUCCAGGCCAUGAGGGAGGAAUAUGAGAGAGGGAAAGCAUCUGGGAAUGGAGACCCUAGCCAAGCCCAUCAUCAUCAUCCCAGAUCAUCACAGGGGGGCUUUCUAGAUGAUCCAGGGCGCUAUGGUCCUCAGCAGCCAUACCAUCAGGAGCAUCAUCGGGGGGAUACAGAUAGACAUGAUGGUAACAGGAGGAAUCAAAGGAGCUGGGGAGGACCUACAAUAGAUGAUGUGAGGAGCAGUAUGACAAGAAGUAGAGGCAGACCUCCCAGGAGACAACAGUAUGGCGCACCACGAAGCAAGAUGGAGAUGUCCAUGUCCAUGACAGGCAAGGAGAGAAGGGAUUAUGAAGUUUGGAGGAAGGAGAGGGAUGAAGUAGAACAGCAAAGGAUGUCAAGACAGAAGGAAUCAUCCGGAGAAUGGAGGAGAGAGUGGGAUAGAGAGAAAGUACCAGGGGAUUCGUGGGACGAUCAUAGGGGAGGCCAUCAACAGGGAAGAGGAAAUUAUUAUGGAGAUGGCCCGCCCAGAGGAUAUAGAGGUCGUGGGAGGGGUCAUGGGAGAGGCAGAGGUCGUGACUUCAAUAAUCCCAAUGACCGAAGAUCACAGGAUUCUCCACCACAGGGAUCACAGACAUCACCCCCACAAGCAUUGCAGGCACAUGCAUCGCAGCCACAUGCAUCGCAGCCACAGUCAUUGCAGCCACAGGUAUCGCAGCCACAGGCAGUGCAUCCACAAGCAUCGCAGCCACAAGCAUCGCAGCCACAAUCUGAUGAAGAGAAGCGGGUAGAUCCGUUGUCAGGACCAAUAGGACAGUGGCAAGCCCCAGCCAGGGUGGAUAACUGGGAGAUGGAGAUCUCUCCCAAGAGUAAAACAGAAAGUUGGCUGGCAUCAACAGAUUCGGACAAGCCAAGUGAAGCCUUGGGUGUAGCCAUUGGACAGUGGGAACCUCCCCCACCUACUAGCGCUGGUCAGGUUGAUGUACCAGUAGAAGAUCAAGUUGUCCAGCCGCAGCCGCUGUCAGCGGAGAUCAGUGCACGUAAGAUGGCUGAUGGAGGAGUAGAUCAGUGGCCUGCUUCCACAGGCCAGGUCUGGAAUGGCACCAGCUCGCAUGCUGGUAAGCCAUCCUCUAGAAAAGAGAAUGAACUGAGGUUGGACCAUCUACCAGAACCCUCUGGGUUCUCAAGCCCAACCUCACCAGGCAGUCGGUCAUCAGCAAGUCUUCCAACACCAACGCAUAUAGACUGGGCGACAUGUGGAGGAGACAGUGGGGAAGCAGACUAUGGCAUGUGGAAGGCUCCUGAAGAAGAAUCAGCCUUUUCAUAUAACUAUCACCCAUCAGAGGCAGAUUCAUGGCAGCAAAACAAAAGUAGUGAAGUUGAUGCUUUGGUUCCUUCGACAGGGAUAUCAGGUUCUGAGGCAGAUGGACAAACUAAGCAAUCAGAUAUUGGACCCCAAAUUGAAGGUGAACAUGUAAGUCAAAGUGAGCACAUAGGUGAUAGCAAUGAUAAUGAUCAGUCUGAUGUUCAAGUGGGUAACCCUAGGACACCUAGCCAGGAUCCUGCUCAAGAUGAAUGUGAGGACACAGAGGCAGAUCAGGCAGCAGAGAGUGGGUCUGGAGAAGGUACAUCACAAAGAACUGUAGCACCAUGUGAGACUCCACUCCAAGACGCUCCAGAGAGUGAAUCAGCUGAAGGUGAAGCUCAGAGAUGGACAGCUGAGAGUGCAGUAGCAGACUCCCAUGAUGCACCUGAAGCCGAAGCUGCUGCUGAGGAUAAUAAAACCUCUGCAACUGACUCCAGCACAAAGGAGGAAUAAGCAGUCACUCAUGUAUGAGCCUUCAAUGUGCAUUGGAAAUUGUAAAUGAAGAUAGAAAUGUUAUUCUUGUGUUUUUGGUCUUCCAGAAAGAAGCAAAGGAACAGGUGAUGCAGUGAAUGAAGUAAGAUUUGCCGUUACCCGAUUGUUGCUAAGAUUGAAACAUUGGCGCCUGCAUGAUUUGCAUGAAUGAAUGCUUUAAUACCAAACUAAUAUAACUCACAUGGCAAGCAUGCUUCAUGUAGAAACAGUAGCCUGGAAAGAGAUGGGUAACGUGACAAGCACUGCAUCAAUCAAGCCCUGCAAAAUGAUGUAGGAUGCAGCCAGUUCUGUUGCUAUGGCAAUGAACAUGAAACAGGUUACUAGAGUGCUGGAGGGAGAUUUCAAGGAAGAGCCAGCAAACUUGGAUGACUUGUGAAAUUAGAUUGAGCUCUCUCUGUUCAAUCUCAUAUUACUUCAUUAGUGUUUGUUUUGAUAGAAAAAUGAGUUACAUUAAGUUUGCUGGUUAUUUUUUUACUUCAAAUUCUGAUUCUGUACAAUGUUUAGAGAAUGAUCCUUCAAACUGAACUCACUUUGUUUUGACAUUUUCCAUUUGUGGAGCUUUUAUUAGAAAUUUGAUAUAUGACAUUAAAAGGUCUGCUUUCCAUUGACAAGCUAACUGUCAGGGUGAAAGAGUAAUGUGAGAACACAUUAUCCUUACUUUGCUGUGAGUGUUUUAAAGAUAUAGAGCAUUUAAAUAUUGAUUUGAUGCAAGUUGAUGCUUCUCAGUUGGAAGGAUCUAUAUAUCAUCAAUCUGCAUGACUAGUCACAUGUUCGGUCAUUGUUGCAUGGGUUUAGACUGUUUGGAUAGGAGUGUUUCUAUACUUUCUUGAAGAUAUGUAUAACCAGUAAAUAUAUUGUGCCUACCCCUUGUGAAUACAGACAUAUAUAUGAAUUUAUUAUUUCUUUUGAAUUCUUACAUAUCUAUACAUUUUUCUUUAUUUGAAUUUGAAUUUGAAUUUUAUUGCAAUUUAAUGAUGUAAGUAGUAUUUUAAACAAUGUACAUUUGGCUUGAUAAUGAUUUUAUAAUCGCUGUUAAUAACAGAUUUCAGAGUGAUUUUGAUUAUAGCUACAUGCAUGAGGUUGAGGGGUAGAAUGUUUGUCAUCAAAGUAGAAAAGUAAAUUAACAAUGUGAAAUUGUUAAGUGCUAAUGUUUUAAUGUAUAGUUGUAUCCAGAACUUCAUAUUAAAUCACAAAUUAAUGGCAGCAUUAUUAGAGGAUUUCUCCAAGACUGAUAGGUCUCAAUUGAGGCAAGGAAAGUCUUUUACAUGAAUUGAAUUGAAUUUAUUGCCAUGCACAAUUAGGAUCUAUUUGCCUGCAAUCAUUUCCUGUAAAGUACCUGUACAUGUUCAGAUGAUACUUUAUUCUAAAAAAUAUCAUUUAAAUCGUUUCCAAGGCUAAAUUUCAACAAUUAAUGCUCUCAUAAAAUGCUCUCAUAAAAUGGCUAAAUGUCAUUUAAGAUGUCAACCUGUUAGUAGGAAAUCAGUCUCACCCACUAAAGGGGCAGGUGAGACAGACUAAGUAAUCCAAGUGAUGUUUUUCCGUUGUCCGCCCUAAGUUCAUGCCCAAAGGUCAUUACCCCCAAACUCUCUUAUGACCAGAAACUUUGCAUGCAUUGUAACUAGUGCAAGCAAACCUUGGUCAGUCAGGGAUGCUCUUUGAUGACCCUCACAGGGGGGUGUGACACAAUGUGGCUGCUGCCUCCAUUUAAGUUUAAAGUCUAUAAUAGGCACACACAAAUAUGGUGCUUUAUCAAAUAUAUGCUAAUUCCUUUAAAACCAAUGCAGUCAUAAUUUAGAAUGGUAAUAGUGACAUUGUCAUCCAAGCUACCAUUCUCAAAGGAUGAAAUCCUUCAAUCUGCAAGAAAGAGAUUCCAUAUUAACUUUCAUUAUCACAAUAAUUGAAAAUGUAUAGAGAAGUAAAACAACACCAAUUAUUUACUUUUGAUGUAGAGCAUGUUUUAAGCUCUCGACAUCUGUGAUACAUGGGGACAUUUCUGUCUUUGCAUUUUUGUUGUUGUAAAGAGAACAAUUUGCAAAUUUUCUGUUUUGUAUGAAAAGGUGAUUUCCAUACUUAGAAGCUUACUGUUUCUCCAGUUCAAGAACAUAUAAUAUAUUUUUUGAGUGUUUAUGAAUCAUUUUGUGAGUGUAUUUUUUUUCUUCAAAUAAUUGUACAUGUAUAUUGAUCUUUUAAAAAUUGAAUUGUAAACUUAAUGUAAAGUAUUUUUAUAACUUGAAAAUGAUGCAUCAAAACAUUGAUAUUCGAUAAAUGAAUUUUAUGCUCAGUGGAUUUUUCCAGGGAAAACUGACAAAACACACACAAAAAUAUAUGAAAACAAAAAAAGCUUUAAAAAAGUUAUAGUGCUGUAAAAAAAAAAAAAAAGGAGAAAAGAUGAAGAGUGAUAUUUCUUUUUGCACCUGUAUGAAUCAUUAUAAGAAUAACAUUGUAUAGACAAGUGUUUUAUCUGUUGAUUACACAUGGUUUGUUUGUGUAAGUUUUAACCUACCUUUCUUACCAUCUUGAUCAUUAAUAUUACUCUGAGGAAGGAACCUACCUAACCCCAGAAAAAGACGAAUAUCAUAAGCUGGCAUCCAUAAAAGACCAUUAAAGUAAGAUUGAUCUCUGAAACCAGGUUCAUAUCGAUUGAUAUUAUGCCCAUUAUACACAUUGCAUCAUUUUGACUGCAUCUUCACAAGACUAUGAAGGCCCAGUAAGUCAGCUUUUUUGAAAAAAAUUUGAUUUUAAUCAGGUCCUUGCUUUUGCAUUGCCUUUAAGCAUCAAAAUGGCUUUGCUAAAGCUUCAAAUAUAGAUAUGUGUACAUGUAUACCAUUAUAUGAAAUGUGUCACCCUCUUUUAGCAAGAAAAAUGACUGUUGACCUACAUGUAUAACCUUUAAACUUGGAAAAUAUAGGCCUCUAAUACAUUGUAAUUGUAACCUAAAAAUAUUCACUACAUCAGAUGUUGCAUUAUGAUUUCCUAUCAUACAUUAUAAUCUUCAGUGAAUAUGUUUCAUUGCGUGAUACUGAUAUAAUGAGCAUGUCAAUACCUGUAUAAAAAUGUUUUUUAAAGGAUUUGUUUGUAUGUCUCACAAACACCAUGUUAUGAGUUGCCCUUGUGAUUCUGUAUCAUUCAGAUUUAUGUUAUGUGUUUAUAUUUUAUUUCAAAAGUCUGCUCAUUGGAUUUUUAACUUUAAAUAUUUUUAAUAAAAAGUGUUUUCAACCAAGUUUUAUAUUUGUUUUAAGACAUAGACUAAAGGUAUAUGGUUGAAUAAAGUGGAAAAGGUGUACAUGAAUUGGACAAAAGGGUUUACAGAUUUUCAAGGCAAUUCAUAUUAUGGUGUGCAGAUUAAAGUUUAGCUGUGGAUGUUAAGAAGGGAAUAUUAGACUAAUAGCUAGUCACUCUACAUUAUCGUUCAGAAUAAUAACUGAGGAUACACAUGUAUGAUUAUGAAAGAACACAAAUCUUGUGAUCUCCCCUACCACAUAAAAAUAUUGUGCUCUAUGAUAUGUGUUAGACAAUGGGAACACAUUUGAAAUCUGAAAGUUUUUCUUAUUGUCUGUAUGGGAACAGACCUUGUGAUUUUCUCCCUGACCGACCGCCCUAAGUCUGACACACUGUGAAUGAGUUUCAAUGGGCACACUUUCAUACAUGCACAUACAUUGUUCUCUCUAUUGUGACUGAAUGAGCAUACUGUUAUCUCUCUAUAAUCAACCUGGUACUUAGACAAUGUGAUUCUCUUCGACUAAAAUAGAUUUGAAUCAUUAUGAAACAUAGUGUUAUAAACCCUUCCAAAGUCUCUCUCUGAUUGCUCUGUGCUAAACACACUGUAAUCUUUUCUGUGAUUAUGUGCUGUAAAUCUCCCUGGUCCAACAGUAUUAUAUACACUCCAUGUAUCCAUCCAAUCGUAUGAAAGUAACACAAGUCUACUCUGUCAUUGGUUUAUACUCUUUUUGACAGACUUUUUUAUCUUCAGAAAUGAGGAUGUAUUUUCUUUCUUUCCCUUUUCUUUUUUCUAACAGAUCAAUAUUUUCAUCUGGCUUGUGAUAUACAUUGUGUACAUGUACUCAUUUUCACAAGUGAACUGUUUUUUUGAUAAAAAUGCAGUGAUUUGGAAGAUUAAAGUAUUGAUUAGAAUAUACAAUGUUGGGCUAUUGGGAGGUAUUUGUUGUGUUUUUUCAAUAAAGAUUCAUAAUGCACAGUUUGCUAGUACAUAAAUCCACAGUGUACAAUGUGAAAAGUUUGAGCAUUUUGCAAGACAUAUUUGCACAAAAGUAAACUAAUCUGGAAUGACUCUUUAUAGUCAAGAAACUAUUGUUUGAGAGGUCUUUUCAUAUAGACAGAUAAUGUGAUAAGGAUGUGUACCCGCUUGUAUGUGUAAUCCAUCUUUCUUUACAAUCCUAUUAGUAUCUUCUGGCAAGUUGUUGCAAAUUAUUGCAAAUACUUGACUAUGUAAUUACAACUUAUCCGUGGCGUGUAUAUGAAUGAUCUCUAAAUAAAAUUGGUUUACAUUUGUGAAACUUUA